AUGAGCAGAUUGUCCCUAAAGCUCGUCUCCUUCUUCCUCUGCGCUCUGAUUGCACCUAAUCUCUCGGGAAUUCUAGAUGAAGAUGCUUUGCUGCCAGCACCUCAGAAUAUCUCUAUUAUUUCUACCAACAUGAAACAUUUCUUAACUUGGAGUCCUGUGACCAUCCAAGGAGAAACUGUGAGAUACUCCGUUGAGUUUCAAGGGGAGUAUGAACGAGAAUAUGCCAAUGAGAGCUGGAUCCCCAUCUGUGAGUGUUCCCUCAUCACAGCCACAAUAUGUAACAUCACAGAGGAUAUCUCAGCCACUGUGCCCUAUAACCUGCGUGUGAGGGCAGAUGUUGGCACUCGAAGAUCAGAGUGGGGCACCUUGAAAGGUUUCUUCAACCGCAUCACAACUUACCUGACCCCACCUCAGAUGAAGAUCAUAGUAGACGGGUAUCAUUUAUUAGUGGAGCUGGAAGACAUGGGACCCGCCUUUCAGUUCUGUGUUCUCUAUUGGAAGAAAGGCCAGGAGAGUAGGACGAAGCAGAAGAUGGUGAAAGAGAUCGGCUCCACGCUUCACCUGGACACCAUGGAGGCAGGAAAUGACUAUUGCGUAAAAGCUCAGACGUAUGUAGAGGCCAUCAACAGAAGCAGCAGCUUCAGCCAGAUGCAGUGCGUGAGUGCAGAAGGUGGCAAGUCCGUGUGGCUCAUUACUGCCCUCAUCUCUUCUGCCAGCUUUGCUAUGGCGGCUUUGACCCUGCCUUUCCUUGCCUGGAAAACAAGUAAAAUCUUUCAGGAUUCCUGUUGCCCCAUUGUUGUCCUGCCAGACACACUGAAAGUAUCAGAGCCCUCCACGCAGCUGAUACUGUGUGGGAGUGAAGAGGCUGAACACUGUGAUCUGAUGGUGCAUGUGAUGCCCUCUGAAGAGAUUCUCCGACUGUGGAUUCAAGAAACACUUUAG
Messenger RNA from Rhea pennata, 942 nucleotides. It is a transcript of the gene IL20RB, whose product is annotated as interleukin 20 receptor subunit beta. The record is from RefSeq and is a predicted model, not a curated record. The coding region runs from base 1 to 942 and encodes 313 amino acids. Gene Ontology annotation, molecular function: cytokine receptor activity; interleukin-20 binding. The transcript is spliced from 7 exons. NCBI's taxonomy places the organism in Eukaryota, Metazoa, Chordata, Aves, Rheiformes, Rheidae. Gene Ontology annotation, cellular component: plasma membrane. Gene Ontology annotation, biological process: cytokine-mediated signaling pathway.